AUGAGCAUGGACGCUGGCGGUCUUGCUCAAAUGACCUACAACAACAACUUCGCCUCCAAUGGAGGCUUUGGUGGUCCGACCUCCUCCUUCGCUUCGCGCGGCAAGGGUAACCACCUGAAGCGUCUCAGCGCUGCCGCACCCCCGAAGAUCGGUUCCAUUAGCGAGCAUCCCGUCAACGAUCAGCCAACCCCCAGGACUAGCCGCUCGCACCUGCUCGCUGGUCUGCGCACUGCGCCCAAGACUCCUGGUGGAGUUCCCCAGUCUGCCCCGUACAAUCAAAACCAGUUUGGCGGCAUGGGUAACCCCAAGCAAGCCGGUUUCAAUGCCGGUCAAAACUACGGUGCUCCCCAGACCGCCAUUGGCUCUGGGUUCCCCAUGGGUCAUCAGAACCAGUAUGGUCUGAACGCUGGUCGCCAGAUCUACUCCCUUCCCGAGCAGGUGCUUGCUCCCCCGACUGUCCAAUAUGACCACGAUGACUCCACCGACAUGGACCCCAACUUGGCUGCUCAGCUCAUGGCUACUGAGAUGUACCUUCAGCAGCGCCAACAGCAGCUUCAGCAGCAACUUCUCAGCCUUACCGCUCAGCAGUUCGCUGGCUUGAACCUCAACGGCGGCAACAUGCGCCCUCAGUACCCCAUGACUCCCAUGACACCUCAGUCUGGUUACUACGGCCAACAGUUCCAGCAGCAGCAGCAGCAGCAGCAGCAGCAGCAGCAGCAGGAUGUUCAUGCUGGCGUUCAAGUUAUCUACAACCCGAUCACUGGCCAGUACCAAUACGUCACGGACCAGAACACGCAGCCGCCGCAACUCUCAGACUCGCCGCCGCCGCCUACCCCGAGCUUCACCAACUCGCCGCCCAAGUCUGGAACGCCUGUUUCCCGCCAGUCUCCUCCGAACGAGAGGCAGAACCCAUUCGAGCGUUACUCGCGCAACUCCAGGAGCUCUUCGCCCCCUAAGAAGUCGCAGACGCCUCCGAUUGACGUUACGCCUCUCCCGCCGCCUUCUGCCAAUGCCUUCCGCCGUGGCCACAAGAAGAACGUCGCUUCUCUGACGCUGAACAACCUUGAGUCGGCUGCCGACGGUCCCAAGUCUGCCUUUGUCCGCUCCGUCGGUUUUCCCCAAACGCCGAUGACUGGCACCUUCGGUCCUGGUCAGGCUCGUGCUGGCGAGCAUCCUGCCCGCCAGCCGCGUGGCCCCCCGCCGCUGGAGGAGCUCCAAGCCGCUCCUACGGCCAAGCACGAGGGCAGCAAGAACUUUGCGUCCCGUCAGCGCCGUUCAGCCGUGCGCAACCUUGUGCGCGCUGGUAUCGAGCGUCGUGGCGUGCGCAGCGGCAGUGGUGGCUGUGGUACGCCCGUCAGCGAGGCCGACCUCAGCUUCCCUGUUUCCUCUGACAAUGACUCGGACAGCGUCCGCAGUGGCAGCCUUUCUGGCAAGCCUAGCAUCGGUAGCCUCCGCGCCGCAGCUAGUGGAGCCAUUGGCUCCGAGAGGAAGGCCUCCAAAGAGCGUCUGCGGGAGAGGACUGGAAGCGAUGGCUGGACUGCCAACACCAUGAGCAGCGACGAAGAACUUGUCGAGGUCGUCGUUGAGGAGUCCAAGGGCAGGAAGAAGACGCCGAUGUUGGUGCUCACCAGCGCUGAAAAGCGCAAGAGCUCCAUGUUCUAA
Diplodia corticola is the source of this 1662-nucleotide messenger RNA. RefSeq lists its product as uncharacterized. The record is from RefSeq and is a predicted model, not a curated record. The coding region runs from base 1 to 1662 and encodes 553 amino acids. The transcript has a single exon. Lineage: Eukaryota; Fungi; Ascomycota; Dothideomycetes; Botryosphaeriales; Botryosphaeriaceae.